UGUUGUCCCCACGGUCACCACCAAAAGCGCUCUGCAGCUCUGGGACUGCAAGGGUGACAUUGGCGAGGCCAUUGAUUUGGUUACAGUUCUCCUGAGGUCCGCUCUGGUGGGGUCCAGCCUCCGCAAGAUCUCAGCAUGAGAAGAAGCCUUUACAGCACAGUGGCGGCUGUGCUGUUGGUCACGAAUUUUGAGAGGACGAGGUCAAUGCUGGAUUCCUGCAGCAACUGUCCAGCUGGUACUUUCUGUGGGAAAAAUAAGGACCAGACCUGUGUUCUCUGCCCGCCAAAUAGUUACUCCAGCACACUUGGACAGAUGGUCUGUAGCAUGUGCAGAAGGUGCGAAGGUGUCUUCAGGACCAGGAAGCCGUGUUCCCGGACCAGCAACACCGAAUGCGAGUGUGCUCCAGGGCUCCGCUGCUUAGGGCCAGGCUGCCCCAGGUGUUACCCCGACUGUGCACAGGGUCAAGAGCUCACAGAGGACGGUUGUAAGGACUGCUACUUUGGGACAUUUAAUGAUAAGAGAGGCGGCGAGUGUCAGCCCUGGACAAAGUGCUCUUUGGAUGGAAAGACUGUACUUGUGAAUGGGACAAAGGAGAGGGACGUGGUCUGCGGACCAGUUCCAGCCGACUUCUCUCCAGGGCCCUCCCCGUGGUUCUUCCCCAUGCUGCUGGUGCUGACGUCGGCCAUGGCCUUGCUCCUGCUGAUCCUCUGCCUGUGCCAGCACCGUGUUGUCAGAUGGAGCGGGAAGGAGUUCGUGUACAUGUUCAAACGACCGUUUGUGAAACCAGUACAAACUGCCCAGAUGGAAGAUGCUUGUAGUUGCCGAUUUCCACAAGAAGAAGAAGGAGAGUUUGAACUGUGAGCUGGAAAUCCACAGAGCUGUUGGGACUCUCUCAAAAAGAGACAAAGGAGAACUUGGAGUGACCCCCCUACUGUGUCCUUCUGCCACACGGAGCACCCUGCCAGCUAAUACCCACGAUCACCUCCAACAGUUCUUCUUAAGGCUAAUCAGUACCACUUUCAGCCGGGCGUGGUGGCGCAUGCCUGUGAU
This is a messenger RNA of Fukomys damarensis (Damara mole-rat), 1050 nucleotides long. RefSeq names its product TNF receptor superfamily member 9 (gene Tnfrsf9). The record is from RefSeq and is a predicted model, not a curated record. Bases 136 to 861 code for a protein of 241 amino acids. Gene Ontology annotation, cellular component: external side of plasma membrane. The transcript is spliced from 8 exons. Gene Ontology annotation, biological process: negative regulation of cell population proliferation; apoptotic process. Gene Ontology annotation, molecular function: cytokine binding; signaling receptor activity. Lineage: Eukaryota; Metazoa; Chordata; Mammalia; Rodentia; Bathyergidae.